Molecule: messenger RNA, 1110 nt
Organism: Vitis riparia (riverbank grape)
Lineage: Eukaryota; Viridiplantae; Streptophyta; Magnoliopsida; Vitales; Vitaceae
Product: disease resistance protein RPP13-like
Exons: 2
Coding region: 1-1110 (369 amino acids)
Biological process (GO): defense response to other organism
Molecular function (GO): ADP binding
Source: RefSeq, a predicted model, not a curated record
AUGGAGUGGUCACCCCUGUUCUCGAUACAAAGUCAGAACCUGGCAUAUACAGUUGUUUCCCCAGUGGAAGAGAAGGUAUCAGCUCUGCUAGCUCUGGAGGCACUUCAUCCAGAUUCAAAGAAGAAGGCCACGCGGGUACUAGACAAAUUCAGGUCCCUUGAUAGUUUUCUGAAAGGCUUAGAAUCAGUAGCAAUAGAUGAUAGAGGAAUGGUUUGGAUGGAGGAGCUGUCCCAUGUUUCCCUUUUGGUCGUGGUUGUAAUUCAGGACUUCAUCAACAAUAACCAGCAACUCAGAAAGAGAAGUUGGAUGGGAUCUUCUUUUGGAAAAUCCAAAUCUCAGCAUGAUUUUGACAUGAAGAUGGACCAAAUAUAUGCUCAGAUCCAAAAACUCUCCAUUUCCAAGCCUCACAAAGACAGCCAAGAACAGGGUCAAAGUAGAAAGCUAAAGCCUAGAGCAACAACAUUGCCACAACCAACAACACAAGAACCAGAUUUCGCCAGCUUUGCUGAUGAUGUGCAUGCAAUGAUGACACGGUUACUUGCUGAUGAUACGAGUUUCUGUGUGAUUACAAUUAUGGAUAUUAUGGAACAAUUGAUGAACUACAAGGUGAGAGUCACGAGAGAUACAUGGGUUUCCAGUGAACACCAAGAAAUGAUGCAGAAGCUGAAAGCUUUCUUUAUUGAUAACAGGUCUCUCAUAGUUAUGGAUAAUGCUUCUAAUUUUUCCUGGCAUGACCUAUUCACCGUGCUUGGAGAUACAUCAAAUGGGACCAGAAUGAUUAGGAUCACUCGCGAAAUGGGUGUUGCUUCAAAUCCUAAAACAAGGAAUGAUUUUCACCCAAUUCGUCCGCGAGCAAAUGAUGAGAGCUGGGCAUUGUUUACCCAUGCUUUGAAGGUAAAUAUUCCCCCAGAACUGCAAAAACUGAAAGGGGAAAUUGUAAGAAGAUGUGGGGGGCUGCCACUACUGAUUGUAAAAUUGGCAGAAGAACUGUCACACAAGGAUGCAACCAUUGAGGAAUGGUCCAGUGCACUUAACAACGUUGUCAUGACCAGGAAAAACUCUGGUCCAAUACCCUCUGCAGGAUCUACAAGGAUUUGCCUUUGUACAUGA